ACCAAGACGUAAAAGAGAAGCAGAAUAAUCCUGAGUUGUUUUAAGAAAAGGUUGAAAAAGUUACACAACUUUUGCUGAAACUGUUUGUUUGGUUCAAAGUCUCAUUUGUCUAAAUAGAACUUUACAUCUUAUACCUAAAAUAAUACCGUAGACAGGUCUGGUCAAGCACGUUUUAGUGAGUCAGGCUUGGUAUAAGUCUAAAUACAGUCCACACACACAGCUGCAGGAGCAGCAACUUUUAAUGAGGUUUUUUUGCUGUAUUUCUAAUUGGCCCAAUGAGCUCCAUUAAUUCGCCUGGAACUUAAAAGACUUUCGCAAUCCUCUGAAACUAAGAGGAUUGCGAAAGCUGCUAAAGUUCAGGGCGUGCAUGCAGGGAAGUCGGUAUGCGGCUAAGCGAGUUCUCCAGAGGCUGAUGUUUCCUGCAGGGAGCAACAGACCCGCGCCGGGCAAAGGUCGAUCUGAGUCUGUUCUGCACCUGACUGCGGCUGUCCAUCACCUCGUUCCCAGAGAAAAUACGAGAUGAGUGUCCAAGAGAAGUCGAUUGAGAGCAAUGGUGUUGCAUUCAUGGAUGGUAAAGCUGAGAGCCUCUCCAUCCAGAACCCGAAGACUCUCUCCCCCCUCCUCAACGGGGAAGCCUCCACAGCCGAGCUCUGUGGAACAUCUGAGCUGGAGGAAGCCACCGAAGGACUUUCACUGGGAGAGCCCAAUGCAGUCCAGGCGGACCAGCUGUGGAGCACGAGCCGACACCGGGCGGUCCGGCUGAGGAUGGAGGCCUCGGGUCCGGCCUCGGAGACGCCCAUGACGGUCCAUCAGCUGUUCCUGGAGACGGUGGAAGCGCACGGGGAUCACCCGGCACUGGUUUCCAAAGAAGGGGGCCGCUGGGUGACCCUGACCUGGAGGCAGUACUACGAGCAGUGCCGGGCGGCGGCCAAAAGCUUCCUCAAGUUGGGGCUGGAGCGUUUCCACGGCGUCGGGAUCCUGGGGUUCAACUCUCCCGAAUGGUUCAUCUCAGACGUGGGCUGCAUCUUUGCCGGGGGUCUGGCAACAGGAAUUUACACCACCAACUCGCCCGAAGCUUGUCAGUAUGUGGCGGCCAACAGUGAGGCCAACGUCUUGGUCGUGGAGAACCAGAAACAGCUGGACAAAGUCCUGCAGGUCAAAGAUCAUCUACCUCACCUGAAAGCCAUUGUCCAGUACAAAGGCGAACUGCAGCAGAAAGCACCAUUCCUGUAUACGUGGGCGGAGUUCAUGAAGCUGGGGGAGGAGGUGCCUGACGAGCAGCUGGAUGCUGUGAUUGACAGUCUCCGUGCCAACGAGUGCUGUACUCUUAUAUUUACAUCUGGAACCACUGGCAACCCCAAAGCAUGCAUGUUGAGCCAUGACAACCUGACAUGGACGGUCCACAGGGCGGCUUCGAUGCUCCCCUUGAAGCCCGCCGAGGAGGUGAUGGUCAGUUACCUGCCGCUCAGCCACGUGGCGGCCCAGCUGGUCGACAUGUGGAUGGGUAUUCAUUUAGCCAUGACCACCUACUUUGCAGAGCCAGACGCCCUGAAGGGCUCGUUGGUGAACACGCUGAAAGAUGCUCGUCCCACUUGUUUCGUCGGGGUUCCUCGGGUGUGGGAGAAGAUGCAGGAGAAGAUGAAAGCCGUCGGUGCCAAGUCCUCUCGGACGAGGAGGAAAGUGGCGACGUGGGCCAAGUCCAUCGGGCUGCGGUACACCUACAGCGCCAUGAACGGGGAGAAUCAGGUGCCCUGGGGCUUCAUGUUGGCCAACAAUCUGGUGUUCAAGAAGGUCCGCGUGGCGCUGGGCUUAGACCGCUGCAAGCUGUGCUUCACAGGCGCCGCCCCCAUCACCAAAGACACAAUGGACUUCUUCAUGAGCCUGAACAUCCCUUUGCUGGAGCUGUACGGCAUGAGCGAAAGCUCCUGCCCACACACCAUCUCCACCGACUCCUAUUACCGAAUCACAAGCUGUGGAAAAGUGAUGCCGGGCUGCAAGACGAAGCUGGAGAACCCGGAUGAGGACGGCAGUGGAGAGAUUUGCAUGUGGGGCCGGCACGUCUUCAUGGGCUACCUGGACAUGCCGGAUUUAACGGCGAAGGCCAUCGACCGGGACGGCUGGCUGCACUCUGGAGAUCUGGGGAGACACGACCAGAACGACUUCCUGUACAUCACAGGAAGGAUCAAGGAGCUGAUCAUCACUGCGGGAGGAGAGAACGUCCCCCCCGUGCCCAUCGAGGACUCGGUGAAGUCCGAGUUGCCCUUCGUCAGCAACGCCAUGCUGGUGGGAGACAAGCUGAAGUUCCUCUCCAUGCUGCUCACGCUCAAAUGCGCGGUGGACGAGGCGGGGGGGCCCACGGACCAGCUGGGUCCCGAGGCCUUGCUGUUCUGCCGGCAGCACAACGUCGCAGCCACCAAGGUGUCGGAGAUCAUCGCCAGCGAGGAGCCGGCGGUCUACAAGGCCAUCCAGGAAGGCGUGGAGCGCGCCAACGCCAGGGCGACCUCCAACGCCCAGAAGGUCCAGAAGUGGGUGAUUCUGGAGCGAGACUUCUCCGUCGGCGGAGGCGAGCUGGGACCAACCAUGAAGCUGAGGAGGCCCAUUGUCGUGAAGAUGUACCAGGAGAAGAUAGAUGAAUUGUAUGCGGUGGCUGCGGGAGGACAGUAGAUUCUACGUCUCAGAGAGGAGACGACAUCUUGAGAAAUGUAUAAAUCUCUUUUCACCUGAAUGUUAAAACUGUGAAAGAGGUUUGAAUUAUGUUGUAUUUAAGAGAAAGGAAGCUUGUAAUUUGUUUUUAUAUAUUUUUCUGUUGUCUGUUUCAAGUCAAUAUUUAAUCGAUUGAAUGUACAUUCUAAUCAACUAUGUUUUUUUAUUUCCCUUAUCCCGAAAUAAAAAAUUU
Molecule: messenger RNA, 2896 nt
Organism: Pungitius pungitius (ninespine stickleback)
Lineage: Eukaryota; Metazoa; Chordata; Actinopteri; Perciformes; Gasterosteidae
Product: long-chain-fatty-acid--CoA ligase ACSBG2-like
Exons: 15
Coding region: 520-2664 (714 amino acids)
Cellular component (GO): membrane; endoplasmic reticulum
Molecular function (GO): long-chain fatty acid-CoA ligase activity
Source: RefSeq, a predicted model, not a curated record